This is a messenger RNA of Drosophila busckii, 1203 nucleotides long. Its product is annotated as beta-1,3-galactosyltransferase brn. The coding region runs from base 143 to 1114 and encodes 323 amino acids. The record is from RefSeq and is a predicted model, not a curated record. Gene Ontology annotation, molecular function: UDP-glycosyltransferase activity; hexosyltransferase activity. The transcript has a single exon. Lineage: Eukaryota; Metazoa; Arthropoda; Insecta; Diptera; Drosophilidae. Gene Ontology annotation, cellular component: membrane.
AAAAAAAAGAUUCGAAAAAAAAUUUCCGUGUUAUAAAAAGGCGCUAGCAUUUAAAAACAUUAUUUAGCCAUUUCUAGCAAUUUAGCCCAUCGAAUUCCGGCAACACUGCUGUAUUGUUAUCAGCACUAGUGUGUUUCGCGCAAUGUUAAAAAAACAUUACAAAUUACUGCUAAAAUGUGCACUUGUAAUACCUUUAAUCUUUAUAAUCGACUUGUGCGGCAUACUGACGCACCUCCGUGAACUGGAUUUUGAGACGCACUACUACUAUCCACUGCACAAUGACACAGCCCGAAUGCCCAAGUACAAGUAUCUGCAAAUGCCUGCAUAUACGGGUGCAGUUGACAAGAGCGGAGCCAAUCCACCACGCCUCACGCUACUGGUGAAGAGCGCUCUGCAUCAUCAGGAACAACGCCAGGCCAUACGCAAGACCUGGGGCUACGAGUCUCGCUUCUCAGACGUACACAUACGACGUGCCUUUCUGUUGGGCGUGUCCGCCGAUGGCAGCGCCACUUCGGCCAUUGAGCAAGAAGCCAAAGAGUAUGGAGAUAUUGUGCGCGCAGACUUUGUGGAUGCCUACUUCAAUAAUACAGUGAAGACCAUGAUGGGCAUACGCUGGGCCAGUGAGCACUUUAACAGCAGCGACUUUUACAUGUUUGUAGACGAUGACUACUAUGUGUCCAUCAAGAACGUGCUGCGCUUUCUAGGUAAAGGUCGGCAGACGCAUCACCAGAGUCUGCUCUUUGCCGGCUAUGUGUUCCAGUCAAGUCCACUGCGUCACAAGUUCAGCAAGUGGUACAUCUCUCUGGCCGAGUAUCCUUUUGACAAGUGGCCAGCUUAUGUUACCGCUGGUGCAUUCAUUCUCUCCCGUGACGCUCUGCUCCAAAUGUAUAAGGUCAGUCGAAGCUUGCCGCUGUUUCGCUUCGAUGAUGUCUAUCUGGGCAUGGUGGCACUCAAGGCGCACAUACCCGUGCACCACUGUGAUGGCUUUCAUUUCGACAGGCCCAAGUAUUAUGGUCCAGAGAGCUACAGCAACGUUAUUGCCUCGCAUGGUUUCAGCAAUCCCACUGAGAUGCAGCAUAUCUGGAACGAAUGCCGUUCCGCUAAUUAUGCGUAGCAUCUACAGUACUGACAAUUGUACAUAUAUAGCCAACAUAUAGACGAACAAGCCUUAUUAAGUUAUUUAUUAGUGAUAAUAAAUAUUUU